This is a messenger RNA of Aspergillus bombycis, 1074 nucleotides long. It is a transcript of the gene glnA, whose product is annotated as glutamate--ammonia ligase. The transcript is spliced from 6 exons. Lineage: Eukaryota; Fungi; Ascomycota; Eurotiomycetes; Eurotiales; Aspergillaceae. Bases 1 to 1074 code for a protein of 357 amino acids. Gene Ontology annotation, cellular component: cytoplasm. The record is from RefSeq and is a predicted model, not a curated record. Gene Ontology annotation, molecular function: glutamine synthetase activity.
AUGUCUGAAACAACAACCGUCUCCAACACGGAGAAUCUCAUGAAGUACAUGAACCUCGACCAGCGCGGACGCGUGCAGGCUGAGUACAUCUGGAUUGACUCCGUCGGUGGAUGCCGCAGCAAGACCAAGACUCUCUCCAAGGCUGUUUCGUCCGUUGACGAACUCCCCGAAUGGAACUUCGACGGUUCCUCAACCGGUCAGGCCCCUGGUGACAACUCCGAUGUCUACCUCCGUCCCGUUGCUAUCUACCCCGACCCUUUCCGUCUCGGUGACAACAUCCUCGUCCUUUGCGAGACCUGGGAUUCGGAUGGAACCCCCAACAAGUACAACCACCGCCAUGAUGCCAACCGCCUGAUGGAGGUCAACGCCAAGGAGGAGUUCUGGUUCGGUCUUGAACAGGAGUACACUCUCCUUGGUAACGAUGGCUGGCCUUACGGAUGGCCCAAGGGCGGUUUCCCCGGUGCCCAGGGUCCUUACUACUGCGGUGUCGGAACUGGCAAGGUUUACUGCCGUGACAUCGUCGAGGCUCACUACCGUGCUUGCUUGUACGCUGGCAUCAACAUCUCUGGUAUCAACGCUGAGGUCAUGCCCUCCCAGUGGGAGUACCAGGUUGGCCCCUGCCCCGGUAUCGAGAUGGGUGACCAGCUUUGGAUGUCCCGUUUCCUUCUCCACCGUGUCGCUGAAGAAUUCGGCGUUCGUAUCUCCUUCGAGCCCAAGCCCAUCAAGGGUGAAUGGAACGGAGCUGGUCUCCACUCCAACGUUUCCAACGCCGCCACUCGUGCUGAAGGUGGUAUGAAGGCCAUUGAGGCUUACAUGAAGAAGUUCGAGGCCCGUCACGCUGAACACAUUGCUGUCUACGGUGAGGGUAACGAGGAGCGUCUCACUGGCCGCCACGAGACCGGCAGCAUUGACAAGUUCAGCUACGGUGUUGCCGACCGUGGUGGCAGUAUUCGUAUUCCUCGCCAGGUGGCUAAGGAUGGCAAGGGUUACUUCGAGGACCGCCGUCCCGCCAGCAAUGCUUGCCCCUACCAGAUCACCGGUAUCAUCGUUGAGACUAUUUGCGGUGGCAACUAG